Messenger RNA from Rhizopus microsporus ATCC 52813, 2902 nucleotides. RefSeq names its product RhoGAP-domain-containing protein. The transcript has 8 exons. Gene Ontology annotation, cellular component: cytoplasm. Bases 73 to 2805 code for a protein of 910 amino acids. Gene Ontology annotation, molecular function: phosphatidylinositol binding. NCBI's taxonomy places the organism in Eukaryota, Fungi, Mucoromycota, Mucoromycetes, Mucorales, Rhizopodaceae. Gene Ontology annotation, biological process: signal transduction; regulation of GTPase activity. The record is from RefSeq and is a predicted model, not a curated record.
AUUUUUUUGUCGCUCUUCUUUCGCUCUUUUAUCAAUUUAUUUUCAUAUACAGUCUUCUUGCAUUAUUAUACCAUGUCAUCAGGCGAUAUAGAAGUACAGCCUUCAAUCGCUCAUUACAAGACAAUAGAAAAAUAUCGCCAACAGAAUGAACAAUAUUGCAGAAUUAUCGAAAAACAAAAAGGCGUCAUCAAAUGUUUAAAGGAGUCAUUGAUGCAUUUGUCAAGUGAGAACGAAAGCUUAAAAGAACACAAUAAGCAACUUCAGGCACUUGCCUCGGUUAGGCAUAUACCGGAAGCCGACCAUCAAACAGACAAAAGAAUUGUACAACAUCAAUCUACAGAGCGUGAUCUUCAUAAAGAUUUAGUCAUCCAAAAAGCAUUGACUCCUCCUCCAAAGUCUCCAUUUCGUUCCAACGAGAAUAAAGUGGAUAGUCAUUCAAAGGGCCCAUACACAAGUCAUCAGCCCCAUUUGGUUAAAAGACCCCCUGUCCUGAACUUGGCCUCUUCCAAUUAUGCUCCUCGAUACUUGCUUAAUAAAACCAACAAAGAAUCAUCCACACCAUUACAAUCAUCAUCAUCACAAUUACCCACGCCUGCUUCUUCAUCCAUCAGUUCACCACUUUACACAACAUCCGUAUUCAGCCACCAUCCUUCAUCAUCUACACUUGAACACAAUAACUUAAAUUCUGUAAACGACGUGAAAUGGACGGAUAUGGAAAUACACAAGAAUCAGUACAACCAUACUCCUGCUUCUUCUCAUUUUGAUAUUUCCAAAAAUAAACAAGACAUAUACACCAGAGGCGAGCCUUCUACGCCCGUCAUACCACGAACACCUCGGUUUGAUUCUCUGGCGAUAACCCAUUUGGAAAAGUUAACCCUUAACAACCUAUGUAAUGUCUUUAUUGAUGUUGUCAGUUCCACUGUGUUCAUUGACGAAAAAGGCAAAGGGACACCUGUGUUCACAAUUAGCGUAUAUCAGAAAAAUAAUGAUGUCAAGAAUGAAAUUUGGAAAAUAGAAAAGACAUUGAAUGACAUUCAAAUGUUGGAUAAACAAUUAAAAGAGAGUAAUCCAGCUCAUGGUAGCCUCCUAAAAAAGUUGCCAGAAAAGCCAUUGCUGAACGCCCAUGCCCCGGCCAAGGUGGACGAAAGAAAGCGUAUUAUCGAGGAAUACUUGCAGCAUGCAGUGUCAUUAAGAUGUAUAAACGAAACAAGUCUAUUAGAGUUUCUUAAUUCUUCAAUUAUUGGAGAUGCAUCUCAAAAGAAAUGUAGCAUUAAAGAAGGAUAUCUUACUAAAAAAAGAAAGAACAUCGGUGGCUGGAUAUUACGAUACUAUAUCUUAUGCAAUGAUGGCUCACUGACAUAUUAUGAAAAUAAAGACGGACAACUCUUGGGCACUAUCAACUUGAAGAAUUCGCAAAUAUGGUGUUACACAGCUAAUGAAUCACAGCAGGAUGAUUACCGCCACGCGUUUGUACUUCUUGAAUAUAAAUCCAGCAACAACAUGCACAAGCACAUACUUUGUGCUGAUUCUGAUGAAGAAAGGGAUCAUUGGGUUACCAGUCUGCGAAAUGCAUCACAAUAUUUGUAUAACAGUGAAAGGAAUGCAAGCGGCCUCUCAGAUCUAAGUUAUGAUAGUGAGGAUAUUUCAUCGCCUUCACUUGCAGGAAGCCUUAAAGUCGUGGACAAAAAAUUACCAGAUAUGCGUAAUUCUCUUAACUCGUCAUCAUCAAAGGACCCGCUUAGCCCAAGAUCGUCAGUCUCGGACCAGACAGGGAUUGGGAUUCAUAUAGCAUCUAGACAGCAUCUACAUUCAGUUGGUUACAAACCAAAGGAACUAAACAGUAUAAAGAAUGAGCAUGAAUUUAUGCUCAAUCCAACGCCUGCAGCCCAUGGCGUCUUUGGUGUUCCUUUGCAAGAUGUUGCCGAUAAAACAAAGAUUUCGGAUCAGUGUAUGCUGCCAGCUAUUGUAUAUCGUUGUAUAGAGUACUUGGAAAUCAAAGGCGCACUACAAGAAGAAGGCAUAUACAGAAUGAGUGGAAGUGUGUUGGAGAUCAAAGGCCUCAAGAGGAGGUUCAGCGACGAAGGCGAUGUUGAUCUUUUAGGCCAAGAUCAGCACCACGAUCUUCAUGCUGUAGCAGGUCUACUCAAGAUGUGGUUACGUGAACUUCCAGAAAACAUCUUUACAGAAAGUUUAUUGAGCGAGUAUCUACGCACUUGUGAAGCUUCAGAUCAACAGGCAAAAAUACACGAGUUGGGCCGACUUAUCUCACUUCUCCCACUUGUAAACUAUGCACUUUUACGCUUCUUGUGUGCACAUCUGAUCCGCGUUGUGCAAAACUCAAACAAGAACAAAAUGACUUUGUCCAACAUUUGUGUCGUCUUUUCUGCUACCUUGGCCAUUCCUUCUCAUAUGCUUCGAAUGAUGCUAGUCAAGUUUGACUAUAUCUUUUGGACCGACUCUUGUUAUCCUCAAGAAAACGAAAAUGCUAAAGCUUCUGGAGAGCAAGUCUUUCCUACAGAAGAUACGCUAAAGAUAUACAUGCAAGACCUAAGCUCACAGGAGCACUUGUCUAAUGAGUCUACGGAUUCGCUGGCCCUUAAAGCUCGCUUAUCAAGAAAUAGUGCAUACUACCGAAACAGUACGCCUAAACAUUUUAUGAUAUUAGAAGAACAAUUAGAAGAAAUAGAUAAUGAUUCCUUCUUGAAUGAUGAAGGUUCUUAUUAUUUCAGUGACGGCGAGCUUGAAGUAGCGUACUUUGCUGAAAGGUCUAGCGCCAGUAGUAAGAAUAUCAGGCACUCUUCUUAAUUAACUUUCUUAAAUGCAUUUUUGUAAAUACUCAACAUUGCUCUGGAAGCAUGUUCAUCUUUUUAAUUACCUAAUGAAUUUUUUAAAACAACUCGCG